AUGCCGCGCGAAGUCCUUGUUUCGAUCGCACCUGACGCCGACUGCGUGGCGGGCUGGCUGGGCUCAUACGGCGGAGAAGACAGCCCCAACGACAUAUCGCGCGGCGCCUUCGCAGCCGAGGUGGGCCUGCCGCGCCUGCUCAAGCUGUUCAAGAAGCACGGCAUCACCACGACGUUCUUCAUCCCGGGUCACACGCUCGAGUCGUUUCCGAAGGAGUGCGAGGCGAUCCGCGAUGCUGGGCACGAGAUCGGCCUGCAUGGCUACUCGCACGAGAACCCGACGGCCAUGAGCGUUGAGCAACAGCGCGCGGUGCUCGACAAGACUUACAAGCAGCUCUCCGAGUUCACCGGCAAGCCCAUCGUCGGCAGCGUGGCGCCGUGGUGGGAGACGAGCAAGGAGGGCGUCGAGAUGCUUCUGGAGUACGGUGCACCGCUUACAACCCACCCGCAGAGCCACGACUGCCGCAUGUUCUACCUCAGGGACCAGGACUACUGGACGAAGAUCGACUAUGACAAAGCCGCAGAGGAGUGGAUGAAGCCAAUGAUCAAGGGCAAGGAGACAGGCCUCGUCGAGAUCCCGGCCUCCUGGUAUCUGGACGAUCUGCCGCCGAUGAUGUUCAUCAAGAAGGCUCCAAACAGCCACGGCUGGGUGACACCGCAGGCCGUCGAGCAGAUCUGGAAGGACACCUUCACGUGGAUCUACGAGAACGAAGCCGACGAUGACGACGAGGUCACCGUGUACCCGCUCACCAUCCAUCCGGACGUCGCCGGGCGCGCACACGUGAUGCUGAUGCUCGAUCGCUUCAUCAGCUGGCUCAAGCAGCAUGAAGGCGUGCGCUUCGUGACGAUGCACGAGAUGAGCCUUGCCUUUCGCGCCAAAGCAGGCCCGCCGGCGGCUGGCGCAGUUAUGCCGAAGAGCAUGCAGGGCGCUGCCGCUGAUGCUUAA
Tilletiopsis washingtonensis is the source of this 945-nucleotide messenger RNA. Its product is annotated as glycoside hydrolase/deacetylase. The record is from RefSeq and is a predicted model, not a curated record. The transcript has 15 exons. Lineage: Eukaryota; Fungi; Basidiomycota; Exobasidiomycetes; Entylomatales. Gene Ontology annotation, biological process: carbohydrate metabolic process. Gene Ontology annotation, molecular function: hydrolase activity, acting on carbon-nitrogen (but not peptide) bonds. Bases 1 to 945 code for a protein of 314 amino acids.